UCGACUCUGAAACUGUAAUAACGCACCGCCUAUCGCCAGCUAUCUACACGAGGACUGUACGCUUCCUUCCAAAGUCUUGGGAAACGUUCGCGACAAUGCGAGUGGAAAUGUACACCUACGGAAAAUAUUCUCCAACAGACCUGGGGAUUGCCAGUGGAGAACUCCCUGAUAGCCAGAUAACAGCCUCGUCUUACAGAGACACCAAUCCACCUUGGGAAGGUCGUCUAUUUUUUCAGAGCAACUUAUUUUCCUGGUGCAAUGUGUUCAGCCUGGAUCGUAAGCCGUGGUUGCAGUUUAACUUAAGCCACGUCAUGCUGAUAACUGCCGUUGCCGUGCAACCCCGUGGAAUCAUAUCAGCCCGCUAUGCCAAGACCUUUCAAGUGAUGUAUCAUCAACAUGGCCAAAUGACCACAUAUAAAGACAAAGGAAAAUCAGUCCCAAGAACAUUUACUGGAAAUUCAAACGGCUUGGAUAAGGUGGUCACAUCAGAGCUUGACAGGCCUAUCGUCGCUUCCGCCGUACGACUUGUCUUUCUCACUGUUUAUCAGUACAACAAUUGGUUUUGCGCCAGAGCUGGAGUCAUUGGACACAGAAAAAAGACUGUUUGUCCUCCAGGAUGGCUUCCAUUUACAGAAAACUGCUAUUUUUUUAGCGUGAACAAAGUAGCAUUGCUCGACAAAGAUGGAGCGCGAGUGAAAUGCUAUGAGAAAGGUGCGAACCUGACAGAUAUAACAGACGCACAGGAGCUAAAAGCGCUUAGUGCCAAUCUGAGGAUCGACACCAGGUAUUUUAUUGGAGCGGAUGAUAACAAAACUGAAGGAGAGUAUCGCUGGGAGGAUGGACGCAUUGCAGAGCUUCAAGGCUUCUGGCGAGAUGGUGAACCUAUUGAGAGCUCUGAUAGGAACUGUGUAGUGUUGAUGGAGGGAAAGCUGGAAGUCUAUUCUUGCGCUAUACCGUUAGCAGGGCACAUUUGCAAGAGAAAAGCGGAUGGUGGAUAUUUUGGCACUCCGAUUAUAUUGCCGAGCCUUCCUGAUGUUGAAGUCGAGAAAGGUAAAUCCAUCAAGCUGCAGUGCCAGGCCACCGGUGACGCGGUCAUCUACAUCGCUUGGUUACACAACAACACUCUAGUCCAGAAUCGGACGAAAGACACUGCGCUUGUGUUUGACAAAGUACCGCUGACCGCUAAAGGAAGUUGGAAAUGCGUCGCGUCAAACCAUCUUGGCCAAGACACUAAAUCAUUCUACCUCCAUGUAACUGACCCUGUGCAACCUCAGGGUGAUCAGAUAUUCAUGCAGCAUCAGCAACCCUCGGUUCUCCCUCAAGAUCACGUGAUCUUUACAAUGCUGGAGGCCGACACUCUGGGCUGCUUGACACAAUGCUUAGGCCGAACAGCAUGCCGGUCCUUCAGCUACAGCCCGACCGAGGCUAUGUGUAUUUUAUUCUCCACCAGUCACGUGACCGCAAACCUGGAGUAUCGGGAGGGAUUCCAGUAUUUCUUUCUGUCUGACGUGGUGGUAGCUGAUCACUUCAGUGGUCUUCAGUGAUCAAAUGAUUCCGCUUUCUGCCAGGUGAUUUGAGUAAUCUGCUCGGGUAACAUGUCGGGAGGGGAUGGGGAGAGCAAGUCAGAGAGAGAAGAUUUCAAUGUCCUUCAGAAAAUACUCACGAUUAAAUGAAUCAGCAUCUAAAAAAAA
Messenger RNA from Nematostella vectensis (starlet sea anemone), 1691 nucleotides. RefSeq lists its product as uncharacterized. The record is from RefSeq and is a predicted model, not a curated record. NCBI's taxonomy places the organism in Eukaryota, Metazoa, Cnidaria, Anthozoa, Actiniaria, Edwardsiidae. Bases 96 to 1544 code for a protein of 482 amino acids. The transcript has 7 exons.